Molecule: messenger RNA, 640 nt
Organism: Hyaloscypha bicolor E
Lineage: Eukaryota; Fungi; Ascomycota; Leotiomycetes; Helotiales; Hyaloscyphaceae
Exons: 1
Coding region: 119-493 (124 amino acids)
Source: RefSeq, a predicted model, not a curated record
AGUGUUGAAGCCUGAUAUUGUUAGAUGUUGCUGUAUUCCCGAGUACGAAGCCUUCGAGGCUUCUGGAAUUGCUCAGGAGAUCCAAAAGGAGCGAGAACAAAUUGUAACUCAUUGGAUUAUGGCUGUGACGUUUUGUAUUUAUUCCACUUUGCCUCGCUUUUAUCAUCCGCAGUCACUAAGAUUACCUCAACGAACCACACUUCUUUGCCCCUAUGAUUUCCUGUUUCUCUGCGCUGAAAGAUAUCCCACUUUCACCAAAAGCCCCCCAUUCGACAGGAUUGUUCUUAACUGUGACGAACAUUGGGUUGAGAGACAUGCUGCUCCCCGAAACGGGCCUUGUACCAGUUCUUCUCGUACAUUGGUUCGAGAGAUAUACUACCUUUCGAAGAAGGUAUUGUACUGCUUCCUUUCUGUACAUUGGACAAAGAAGCUAGUAUUGGCCAGGACGAACAGAAGUCAAGUUGGCAUAUCGAAGGAUCAAUCUGGAUCCUGACGGCGUUGGAAGUCUAAAAAGGUUAUGGAGGCAAAGCGAACCACCCUCUCGUCAAGUUCGAAAAAGCUAAUGCUUGUGCCCGUGGUUAUAAGUAACCUUACAACCAAGCUUGUUCUAUUUUGCCGUCAGUAUAAGAUAGAAUGAGCA